Messenger RNA from Actinia tenebrosa (Australian red waratah sea anemone), 1129 nucleotides. RefSeq lists its product as uncharacterized. Lineage: Eukaryota; Metazoa; Cnidaria; Anthozoa; Actiniaria; Actiniidae. The record is from RefSeq and is a predicted model, not a curated record.
GUUGACCCGAACAUCCAAUCCAUCAACUGGUAGCUUUUUCGUAGCUGUUUUAUAACGUUUAAAAGUUCUGAUCCACGACACAAUUCUACUGACCAACAUGAAGCUGAUCUGUGCCGGUCUGCCCAAGACGGGAACCAAAUCCCUCGCCCGUGCACUGCGAAUUCUAGACUACGAAGUGUACGAUUUUGAUGAAAACGUUUUGUACUAUAUGAAAGAGUGGUUAGAUUUCUUCAAACAUGGUAGGGAACCCGACUUCUAUGCCAUGUUUAAAGAUGUAGACGCUGUGGUCGGUAGCCCGUCCCAGUUUCUCUUUGAAGAACUGAUGGAAGCAUUUCCUGACGCUAAAGUAAUUCUUUCUAUGCGAGAAGAUGAAGACACUUGGAUCAGAAGUUAUAAAAAACACAACGAAAUUAUGGAGAAUUCCCUCAUAAUGAAGAUAAAAUGUUUGCUUCCAACAUUAAAUAAAGUUUGGUUAAUUAUUGGUAAGUCAAGAAUGGCAAACGUAGGGACUCUUGAUCCAAAAUCAUCAUACAUCUGUCGCAAGCGAUAUCGCUGUCACAACGAUCGAGUCAAGUCUGUAGUUCCUGCAGACAAGCUGCUUGUCUACAGUGUUAAACAAGGAUGGGAACCAUUGUGUGAGUUUACUGGCAAGAAGACCCCAGACCAGCCAUUUCCACAUUUGAAUGUCUCAGGAGAAUUUUUGCCCUUUCUCUUAAACGAAACCGAGUUGGGGAGGAAAAUAGCACGAGAAGUUAGAGUUGUAAAGGUGUGUUGUGUAGCGGUGAUCGUGGCUAUGAUUGGUGUGGUUAUGAUCUACUUGUUUGCACUUUUUUAAUGGACUUAAUCGAGGCAAGCUAUUUGGAUAAAGAUAGUAUAAAAUUUGAAAAAAUUGGAAUUCUUGUUAUUUUUAGACCAUCGUAGAUAGCCAAAUAGUUCCCUGACUUCGUGACACGAUCAUUUAUUAGAGGGGCAUUGGGAGGAUUAUUAAUUUUCAUGCAAGCUAAAAGGGAGAAUGACCAACUUGUGUUGUAAUUCAAACAUAAAUAUGUAUUUGGAAAUAUGUAUUUGAGAUGAACAUGAGUUAUAAUUCAAAAAGAAAUAUGUAUUUUAAAGUUAAUAGGUUGUACUG